GAAGUAGAAGGUGGUGAAACUGAAGAGAAGCCUGUGGAGGAGGAGCCUAUACUGAAGGAAGAGCAGCAGGUAAAGGAGGAGUCAGUGGCAGAGGCAGACAGAGCAGAGCCUGUGCAGAAGGUGAAGCCCGAGGAAGCCGCAGAGCUGGAAGCUGCAGAAGAGGCACGAGAAGAAGGUCCUGGGGAGGAGUCAAAGCUGGCCAUGAAGGCAGAGCCCACAGAGGAGUCUACAGGAAAGGCCGGGCCUGCACAAGAGGUCGGGCCUGCUAAAGAAGGAGAAGUUGCGCCUGUGGAAGUGGAGAAAGCUUUGAAGAUGGCCAAGGAGGCCUGUAAGGCAGCUGAGUUUGCAGAGAAAGCGGAAGUGGCAGAGGGAGUAGAGGAGAAGUUGGAGAAUCCGAAGGAAGCUGAGCUGGCUCCAGAGAUGAUGGAGACCAAGCUGAAGACGCUGCCGUGUUUCAGUGUGACCACUGUCAGUCAGCCACUCGUGCCAGCCAGAGCAUCGAGGGCUACUACCACGCUGGCAAUAGAAGAUGCCAUGGGAUUGCUGCAGGCUGACACCAAACAUUCUCAGGAGACCCUUGAAGAAACAGUGAAGCAGCUGGAGACCAUGCUGGAACCCGAGAGCCAGCGCAGUACCUCAGUCCCCAGUAAGAGUCCAGGGUCCCAGACUUUGGAGACCAAGCACACUGGUAAACUGAAGCGGUCCCACUCAGAUGCCUUCAAGGCCAAGCGUUUCCGUGCCUCGCCUCUGCCUGAGCUGGAAGAGCCACAUGAUCCCCUCAUCCAGGUACAGCCCCCGAAGGAAGGAGCCCAGGAUCCUCCAGGCCCCAGCACUGUCCAGGAGCCUACUGAAGUACCUGCAGAUGAGGCACAGCUGUCAUCCAGCGGGGAUGAGCAGCGGAUUCGGAGCAAGCCUUGAGAGAAUGGGGAGCAGGCCAUGAGGCCUGCCUGGUCAGGGGAC
Molecule: messenger RNA, 960 nt
Organism: Sorex fumeus (smoky shrew)
Lineage: Eukaryota; Metazoa; Chordata; Mammalia; Eulipotyphla; Soricidae
Exons: 4
Coding region: 202-918 (238 amino acids)
Source: RefSeq, a predicted model, not a curated record